AGAGUAAAAUUUAUUUUAAUUAGUCUUAGUUAGAUAUAUAAUGUGACGUGAAGAUGAAAAGUUCGCGUUUCAACUUGUUUUUAGACCAUUUUCGUUAAUUUUUGGUAAAGUGAAAUUUAAAAGUAUGAACGAACGAGAUGUUAGUAAGAAGCUUUCGCAAAAAGAGAAAAUCCUCGUUUCAGAAGAUCAAUUAAAUUCAAUAUGGUGCUCAAAACGAUUUCUCGUAGCCUCUGUGAUAUUUGUAUGUUUCAACAACGCUGCUAUGCUGUUGUACAAUUUAAGUAUCGCCGUCGUCGAAAUGACAUCGGACAAAGUUAUCACAAUUGGUAAUACCACUGUAUUUCGAGUGGCUGAAUUCCAAUGGGAUACGAUAACAAUAGGAAUCGUUUCAUGCAUACACUCAUAUGGUGGAUUAAUUGCCUUUCUAGGAGGAUAUCUGGUGGAUAAAUUUGGAGGCUCGGUAUCUUGUUCAUUGAGCAUGAUGAUCUGUGGGGUUUUGACCAUACUCCAUCCAGCAAUAUUGUAUCUGGAUUAUAAUUUGUUUCUGUUCUGCCGUUUCAUAACAGGAUUUUUUGUGAAUUGUUUUUUUAUUAGCACUGCUGAAAUGUACUCCAGAUGGUUUCCAAAAAAAGAACGAUCUACUCUGAUCGCCAUUGGAUACAAUGGAGUAAACGUUGGUGCUGCAAUCGCAUAUCCUUUAUUUGGAUACAUAGCUGAUAAAUGGGGAUGGCAAAUGGUCUUCUACGUCUCAGGAAUUAUAUCGUUAUUUAUUUCAUUACUUUGUCUGAUUAUUGUAAAGAAUCGACCUUCGGAAGAUACACGAAUUUCUGAAUCAGAAUUGUCCUAUAUUCUGAUUGGGACUGACGAUGCCUCACGAAAAAAAGUUGCUCAUCCGUACAAAAAAAUCUUCUCGUCGAAAGCAGUUUUCGCAGUAUGCGUUGGAAAAUUCACCAAUUUGUGGAUAACUACGAUUCUUAGCUUGAGCUUGCCUUUAUACGUAAAAGAUCUCACUGGUAAAAGUACAGACGAAGUAGGUCUUAUUUCUUCAAUACCCGCCAUUGGUCAAAUUUUAAUAUUUCCUAUAACUGGGGUAUUUUUAGACGUGUGGAAAAAAACUACAGAAAUUGAAUGGACUCUGAUGCAUAAAAUAAGCAUAGGGUUUGCUUUUCUUAGCUCCAGUGUGUUCUUCCUAGCUGCCAUUUUGCUGAACAAUUUCACAAUGUCGAUGAUUUUCUUCGCAUUGAUUCAAAUUAUGAUGUCAAUAGUUCCAGCAAUUACCGAGCCUAUCUGCGUUAAUAUUUCACCCAACGACUCCAGCGUGACAGCCUCAUUGAGUCAGUUUAUGGGUAGUCUUGCCAUUGUAGUAUCGAGAACUAGUUUCGGUUUUAUGACAACUAAUCACAGCUCGCAAGAAUGGAACAAUUGCUUUCUUCUAACAAGUGGCGUUUUGAUCUUUGGAACAGCAGUAUUUAUUUUAUUCGGGUCCAGUGAAGCUCAGUCUUGGUCUUCGAUAUCGAUAUUUGAACAAGAACGAGAUCCAUUAGUGAAAUACGAUGAACAUGGAAAGAGAUAUUCUAAUAUCAGCUGAUUAGGUUUACUUGUAAUUAAAAAUCAAAUUGUAAAACGCAAUCCUAAUAUUUGUUUCUAUCUAAAAUUUCCAUCCAAACACAAAUCUGUCGCCAUGUGAAGAAUGCGAAUACGUCGAAUUUUAUACCGACAAAUGACUAAAUACCUACGUAGAACUUAAUUAGCAUGCCUACCGAAUGAUCGUAAAUACUUACAUGAAUGUUGUACUUGCAUAUAUUUACAAAUUGAUAAUAUUUCUUUUUAUUUGCAAUGUACAUAUUACAGAGCAGAAUUCUCUCAACGAAAUAUAAUUUUCGAAAUUCUUAAUUAAAGAAAUUAUCAGUAUCAACCACAGACAAUCGUGAUUUCCUUAUCGGUCAAGUAAAUUAUACAUAAAUUCACAAGCACAUUGUUGUAAUGAUAAAAGUUGAAGUAGGUAUUUGUUAAUUGAGUUCAAGCACUUGUGCUUUCAUGGGUAUUGUUAGAUAGGUACCUACCUAUAGGUUAUGAAGAGUAAUUUGUUUCUUGACCUCAAAAUGCAUAAAUUCAGUUGGUACGACCUUUCCAAAUUAAUGUAAGCAUCACCUCAUCGUAGAUUUUUUAAAGACCAUUCAUCUUACUUGAGUAGGUGCUUAUAAAAAUGUACCUACCUAUAACCUUUGGAAUUGCAAAAAAAUUAUCCGAGCUUUUCAUCGCGUUUUUUCGAGGUUACGUCGGUAUACUUUUUUUCAAUCCUCACAAUAAUUUUUACUUUCAGAAAGAUAAAAAAAAACAAUCAGUUUUACUUUAAAAAAGUGGAUGCAGUUUUCAAAUUUUCAAAUUGGAUAAGAAUUUUUUGUGAAUUUCAAAACAAAUUUUUUUUCAAGUUCAUGGCACGAGCUUUUGACCUGAAAAAAGAUGUUUCCCAGCCGGCACAAAGAUCUCUAAAAUUCACCAACAGGAAAAAUUUCAGAUACUGAAAUUAAUUUUUUGAUUCUUGUAAAUUUUUUGGAAUUCAAAUUUCGCCCAUUUCUAGCGAAAAAAAAUAUAAAAUUUGCAUAAAAGGUUUAAAUUUGGUUUUUACUUUAUUUUCAGCCUCCUGAGUCAAUUGCAGAUGGUUUUGAACUAUUCUGGAGCCUUCUGCGGACUUUUAAAUUCUUCAACUUUCAAAAAAAAAAAAAAAAAACAGCAAAGUAGAUAUAGAGUAAAAAUGGGAUUCAACAUUCAAACAUUCAACCCAUAUAAACUUAUAUUUAUCAUCUUUGUGACCUUCUUGAUCGAUUUAGAGAUUUAUUUUCAAAGUAUUUUUGUGCUGAUUCAAAUUCAAAAUUUUCUCCAGUGAUUAUUUUUGUAAAAAAAUAAAAAAUUUGUGAAUGGAAAAAGCUGAGAUUUAUUCUUGUAUUAUAUGUAUUUUCGACUUCCGAGUUGAUUGGUGAUAGUUUUGAAUCGCUCUGGACCGUAAAUUUUCAAAUUAAAAAAAAAACACUUUAGGUAAGUAAAUAUAAGAUGAAAAUGAAAUUUAGCAUCUAACAAGGGAACCUCUUGAGGUGUCACACUCCAAUUUGAACGAGACUGCGAUUUUUGGAAAGAGCAUAGUCUAAAACCCCCAAAACCAAAUUUUCAAAUGCCCAAAUUCAUCUUUCGAUUUUUGGCGAAUUUUUGAAAAUUCAAAAUUGACUGUUUUUGGCGAUUUAUGCUUUUUUUUAAAAGUACGUACUUGAUCAGUAAAAAUGGCCAAAAUAAGUCCCAAAACUAAUAUUAAUUACCCAAAUCCAAAUUUCACCAUUUUCAGCCAUUCUGGAGCUUCCAGCGCGAUUUUUCAAUUUCUCCAGAAUUUUGAAUUUGCUCCAGAAGGGAAUAUGAAGUUGGGCAGCUAAAAAUCGAGUUCUAUAUUACACUCGACCUGUUCAACGAGUUUAGCUACAUUUGAGCCGAUUUUGAGAGUGACACCUCAAGAGUGGCUUUUUGACCAGCUUUUUUCAAAACUAAAAAAUCAAAAGUUUCCCGUUUGUGUGGAAAUUUUCAAAAUUCACGCAAAUCGCUGAAUUUUGUCCAAAACUAACCCCCCAAAUCCAAAUUUCACAAUUUCCAGCCAUUCUGGAGCCUCCAGCGCAGUUUUUCAAUUUCUCCAGAAUUUUGAAUUGGCUCCAGAAGUCGUGCACAUGCAGUUGGGCAGCUAAAAAUCGAGUUGUGUAUUAUACUUGACCUGUUUAACGAGUUUAUCUACAUUUGAGCUGAUUUUGAAAGUGACACCUCAAAAGUGGUUUUUUGACCAGCUUUUUUCAAAAUUAAAAAAUCAAAAGAUAACCGUUUGUGAGGAAAUUUUUGAAAUUUGUGCGAAUCGCUGUAUUUCUUCAAGAACCAACCCCCAGAGCUCAAAUUCUACCAUUUCCAGCCGUUUUGUAGCGAGAGUGACACCUCAAAAAACCACUCUUGAGGUGUCACUCUCAAAAUCGGCUCAAAUGUGGAUAAACUCGUUGAACAGGUCAAGUGUUAUAUACAACUCGAUUUUUGGCUGCCCAACUUCAUAUUCACGCCAUCUGGAGCAAAUUCAAAGUUCUGGAGAAAUUGAAAAAUCGCGCUGGAAGCUCCAGAAUGGCUGAAAAUGGUGAAAAUGGAUUUGGGUAAUUAAUAUUAGUUUUGAGACUUAUUUUGACCAUUUUUACUGAUCAAGUACGUACUUUUAAAAAAAGCAUAAAUCGCCAAAAACAGUCAAUUUUGAACUUUCAAAAAUUCGCCAAAAAUCGAAAAAUGAGCUUGAGCAUCUGAAAAUUUGGUUUUGGGGGUUUUAGACUAUGCUCUUUCCAAAAAUCGCAGUCCCGUUCAAAUCGGAGUGUGACAACUCAAGAGGUUUCCUUGUAAGACUCGGAUUGACCGUCAAGGUGAUCUUUUAGAUCGAUUUAUGCACAAUUGCACAUAUUCUCUAAAUCAUUUUGUUCUCGUUCAAAUCCGUUUAUUUUCACCUCGUUUACAGCAUUUUUUUCGAAAACUGGAGAAUUCGAAAAUUCACUGGAGACUCCAUAAAAUGGUUCAAAACUGUUACUAAUCGACUCAGAGAUCAAUAAUGAAAUGCGAACCGAAUUUAAUAUUUUUCGUUUAAGUACGCGAUAGGUAUACAUGAAGAAUAUAUAUAUAUUUUUUUAAGUUAUACCUAGAGAAAAUUUUGGUUUUGAACCAGUACAAAAAGAUUUUGAAAAUACGAUAUGUCUUAAUCGUUUGAAAGAAUCACAGCAAAGAUGGCGAAUUCAUGUGAAUGGGUACUGAAUUUCAUUUUUACCCCCACUUUACAGUGCUUUUUUGAAAACUAAAAACACUCCAAAUUCAUCAUGGAGGCUCCAGAACAGUUUGAAACCAUCACCAAUCGGCUCAGCCCAAUACGUCAAAAUUAAGUUACAAAUUAAAUUUAAAAUCUUUCAUGUCCAUUUAAUCAAGUUUUGAUUUUUUCAUGAGAAAUGGACCAAAUUUGAAUUUUUUUUAAAUCAUCAAAAAUUGAAAAAUGAAUUUCAGCUUCUGAUAACUUUGCUUUUGGUAAAAUUUGGAGUCCUUUUUCAAAUGCCAUCUUGUUCGGUUCAAAAAAUGUUAUGCCAGUUCAGAUAGGUACUUACUUCUCUUAUGAGGAUUGAGGAUAGUUUAUUUAUUUUCAUAUUUGCAAAAUUGGAUUCAUUUUUUUUUUUUGCAGUUUUAUUUUAUUAUACAUUACUAUGUAUAAGUAACGUCAAUGUGAACAUUUUGGCAUUUAAUUUUAAUUUUAAAUGUUUGCUUAAAUUUUUUGAAAUAUGUUCCGAACAUUUUUGAAUUGUUUAAAAAUUUCUUGCCAAAAAUAUCUGGUAAAUAAAAUAAAUAAAAUUCUGUUUCAAUUAUUUUUGUACCUAACGAAAAAAAUGUUAAUUUACUUACCUACUUGCUGUUGAAAUCUUGAAAUAAAAAAUUGAAACUUGAUUCAAUCUGACUGAAUCUGA
Planococcus citri (citrus mealybug) is the source of this 5504-nucleotide messenger RNA. RefSeq names its product vesicular glutamate transporter 3-like. Lineage: Eukaryota; Metazoa; Arthropoda; Insecta; Hemiptera; Pseudococcidae. Gene Ontology annotation, cellular component: membrane. The coding region runs from base 125 to 1588 and encodes 487 amino acids. The transcript is spliced from 10 exons. Gene Ontology annotation, biological process: monoatomic anion transport; transmembrane transport. Gene Ontology annotation, molecular function: transmembrane transporter activity. The record is from RefSeq and is a predicted model, not a curated record.